Conger conger (European conger) is the source of this 5589-nucleotide messenger RNA. Its product is annotated as neurite extension and migration factor-like. NCBI's taxonomy places the organism in Eukaryota, Metazoa, Chordata, Actinopteri, Anguilliformes, Congridae. The transcript has 3 exons. Gene Ontology annotation, cellular component: nucleus. The record is from RefSeq and is a predicted model, not a curated record. Gene Ontology annotation, biological process: negative regulation of neuron migration; negative regulation of cell-matrix adhesion; negative regulation of cell adhesion mediated by integrin. Bases 16 to 4071 code for a protein of 1351 amino acids.
AAAACACCAUUUAGCAUGAUGGUUCCAGGGGGAAUCUCCACCUUAACAGGGGACUACCUGAUGCAGCCAAGCCGCACUUGCCUUGGUUGUUUUAUUGAGGCCAAGGAUGCCACAGACCCUGAGCCAGGGAUCAGUUUGAAAAUUGGAGACUUGGGUCGGGAGUAUGACUCUUGCUCCAUCCCUGAUAUGAGCAUGCAGGACAUGAGCUCAGGCAACAGCAGCCGCUACAGUGAGCAGCUCCUUUCUGACCAGCUCCUCAGCUACCCUGUGCAUAAAGUCAGGGCAGCAGAGAGGAGGGAUGCAGAAAAGUUGGACAGUGACUCUGAGGAACUCACGUCUAAGAGCAUUUAUGAAGGCCUGCUUCUGGACAAAUGCAAUGGUGAGGAAGCCCUUCUAACUAACCCCAGUCAAGAAUGGGGCUGCUUCGAGUCCUUCAUCGGCGAGAGUAAGAUGGAGCUGCUGGACCUCUGCUCUAAGAAUGAGCUCUCUGUUAACCUCUUUUCAGAGGAGGAUGUAGAUAACUACAUGUUUGAUGAUGAGGACUCAACAUUAAGUAGUGAUGUGUGUUCCCUUAAGAUCCGUUAUGAGUCCUUCCAGGACAAUGUCCGAGAGAAGACAAAUGCCCUACAGGAAGAGGCCCAGUUUAAUUUUUUCCCAACUGUCCUCGUCAACUGUGCCAAGAAGGAGGGCGGAGCUGUCAGGAAGGGUGCCGACAGGCUGCAGCUGAAAGGAGAUGGCAUCUGGGCCGAGGAGAAGGUUGAUGGUGGCAGCCUUUCUGCUGAUGUCACACCAGACAUCAGCUGUGAAAGUAACUCCACCGAAGACUCUGGAGAGUACAGUGAUGACAGCUCUUGCACUGGGUCCUCCUGUGAUACUCCACAGGGGGCUAAAGGCAGCCACCAUAUUCUCUCCAGAGAGAAUUCAAGCUCGUCUAGUCAGCUGAACUACGGGCUCCGUGCAAAAAGAAAAGUACCAUAUAGUGAGGACUACCUCUAUGACGUUGACUCUAUUGAGAGUGAGCGAAACACUGAAAAACGUGAAAAGCAGCCAGCUGGCAUAAAAGAGGAGGAGGACGAUGACUGGAGUCCAAAGAAAAGACGAAAAUCUUGUCGCAAGGAGCCCCCAGUGAUGAUCAAAUACAUCAUUAUCAAUCGGUUUAAAGGGGAAAAGAAUAUGCUGGUGAAGAUUGGGAGAAUCCAUCCAAGUGAACUGCCUGUUAGCAUAAACAAGGACUCGCUACACAAGUAUGAGAAAUUAGCUCCUCUGAAAGACUACUGGCAGAAGAUACAGAAGGAAAGACAGCAGCAGUGUAGACGUGUGCUGGGUGAAAAACACAAAUUUCGUUUGAAUGGUUGCAGGCGUUCAUUUAUUUCUAGUCGCCCCAAAUGGAAAUACAAGAUUGCAAAUAGACUCAGGAUUCAAUCAAUUGAAACUGUGGAGCACACAAACAGGCAGAGCUCCUCAUCUGGUCACAAGCAGGAAAGUGGCUAUGAAGAUGAGGCACUUCUCACAGACAUGCCAGUUACACUAGCAGCCUCUAACUGUGCCAGCAGAUUAGACAAAAUAGAUGUCAUGCACACUGGCACAGCAAAGAGCAGAUCACAGGAACGAGAAGAUAAGAGAAUUGGAAAUAAAAUCCUGAGAAUAAGGAAAUUCAAAAGUGAAGCCAGACUGAGGAGUACAAAACUGAAAGCCAUGCAAGCAGAUUGCAAAAGUAUAACGAGCCUAGCAGGGAUUUGCCCUGUGUUAGAAAACCCAAACUCCGCCAGGGACUUAAAUGAUACUACAGUUGCCUCAGCUGCAAGCAACCCCCAUUUGUGUGGAAAGUAUGUUGCUGAUCCCAAUGAAAAGUGCACUUUUAUACCAGCCACCUGCUCUCCUGAGAAAAAAACUCCAUCUCUGAAUGUGGCAGCACGUGUUCCUGUUGUCCCUGGAGGUUAUCUGCAGACACUGCUCGAUGCGUCUGAAUCAUCCAGCAGCACAGGAAUCUCUUAUUUCCCUCAGCAGCUGCCUAAGCAUUACCAGCUUAGUGUUUCCCAAGAUGAGAAGCAGUUUGCAUCUCUUCAGCUUGCCCAGAGCUGUGUGCUCUCCCCUCCUUCUGAAUCUGAGCUACAGCAUUCACCCCAAAACUGCACCAACCAGAUGGAGCAAAAUUUUAGUGAUAUGUGGAGCUCACCGUCUGCCUCUAACCAGCCGUCAUUGGCACUCAACAUACCAGGAUCCCCUGCUUUACCUAGCAGCUUUGUUAGCCCCAUGCCUGUGUUAAUGGCUGGCAAAUUAUCUAUCUCAGGGUACAGUCAGGGGGACCCAAAUGACAACAGACUUGUACCUGAUAAUUAUCUCUCCGAGCAGCACAUGCAGCCUGAUGCAGACUAUCAAGUGUGCCAGGCACCAUGUGGAGAUGGCCGGCUGCAGUUUCAGAGAGGCACCAUAAUCACAGACAAUGGCAGCCUCAUCAGCUUGGUUCCAAUGGGCUCACUGUCAGCCACUUCCGGCAGUUACAGCUCACUCACACUGGAGUCAUGUGGGAAGGACAGUGAAGAGGACAUGAGCGACAACUUUUUGGCCCACUGCAGUCCAAAACUAGUGAUACAGCAAAGCAUUGAUGAAAUCACACCGUUGAGGGAGUCCACAGACCUACUGGACAUUUCCAACUUUACUCCAGAUAAGUUCCGGCACUCAUCUUUGUCUGAGAUGUCGCCCCCGGACACACCAAAUUUAUCUCCUCAGGUGACUGGGUCAGAGAUCAAGGAAAGUGGGAUAUCUAAGGAUUCCACAGAUACAGGUGAAUUGGCUCUAGGCAGCACAGCAGAGAGGAAGUGGGAAUGUAGUGUCAUGCCCCAGCAGGUGCAACAUGGUAAGGUUUUCACUGGGAGUGGCCACCAGUUCCAGCUCCAUACUUUCAAUGAUGACGACAGCAUAGAGCUGGUUAAGAAGGACACCAGUUUAGAUAGCUUUGACGAGUUGUCUGGAAAAGUCAGUGGCACAAAAGGCCCAAAAUCAAAGAAGAAAAUUGGCAAGCAGAACUCUGUACUGGAACAGAAAGGUGCAAAGAAACCCAAGGCUCCGAGAGCAGCUAAGGGCGAAAAGAACAAAAGCCCUCGACAGAAUUCUUGUCCAACGAAAAAGGCUGCAAAAGGUCAGACAGGAGGCACAAAGAUAUCCCAAAAGGUUCGGAAGUGCAUGUUUUCCCCUGCUGAUCCGAUGACAGGGGUAAUUCACCCCAGGCUUUCUGGGGAUUGGCCCUUGCUGAAGGAAUCUGGAAUGGGCCAGUCUGAAGGCACUAGCCAUCUGGAUGAUGAUCAGCGGGAGUUUGAAGAGCCUUCUAACAUCCUUUCCAACAUUGCUUCUGGGAUGGCGGAGGUUCAGAGGUUCAUGAUGGCCUCCAUUGAGCCACUAUGGAGUCCUGGGUCAGGAGUCUGCAUGCCUCAAGAGGCUAACAGUCUCAAAUUAAAGACUCUCAAAAUCCUGGCAGGGACACCAGCAGUCUCAAAGAAGAAAGGUGCAUGUGCUGGUAACACUGGGGCUGGAAGAGGAAGGAAGUCAAGCAACAGAGGUGGUAAAAAUCAGUCUAAGUUGAACUCCUCCCACCCCUUCUUUCCCCCUCUUGCACUGGACUACAACAUGUUUGACAAGCCCAACUUAGGUAUUCCGGGCUCUAAUGCAACCCCCCACAAAAAGAUGUAUCGUCACAAAACUAGUGCAAAAUUCUCACGGGAUGAAAGCACAAAGGAAAAGCGAGCAGACCCAAACAAAGACUUAGCACUGAUGGCCUCUUUUGAGAAACUGAGAACAUGGACGCCCUCUGUACUGCAGUCAGCCUUUUACAGCCUUGACGUGUGUCAUGAAGGGAAAAACCACCAGUGUCCCCCACCUUUCUUCAUUGGCCAUAAGUCACGGCAAGAGUGGAGCACUUGCCAUGCUGAUAGCCAGAUGUAUUUCCGAAUGCAUGAAGGGAUCUUUAUGCAUUUCAUUCACACCCUACACACACACACAUAUGGUGAUUUUUUUUGGGCCUUAAUUUAUUUUCGUCUUGGAAUGCCAAUAUUUGUUAUUUGUGUCUUAAAAUAAAUGGGUUUUUUUUUUUGGCGGGGCCUGAAUGGAACAAACAGGUGCCCUGAAGAUUCAUUUCUAUACCCAGAAUACAUUGAAUAUUAAUUUAAUUCUGUUCUAUUUCUAUUCAGUCAGAAUCUUUUUUUUAAUGCUGAUGUAUAGAAACAUAUGCACUAUUUGAAAAAAAUGAUUAUGAUAAUAUUGAAAUUCAUGUGCCAAACUUUGAGCAACUGUACAGACAUUUUAAAUUCUUUGUGAAUAUUGGCUGUUUUGUUUUGGGACUCUAAGCAAGUUGACAUUCCAGAGAAGUUCAAUUUUGGAACCCCCUACACUGACGAACACCUGCAGCUGACAGUGGUACACAACCACACAAUGGAAAGACUUUGAUUAUUUUUCAUUCUCAUUGUUACUAUUUUAUUUUGGUUGCCAAGUUAAAUUACCUCAAUGUCAUCUGGCAUAGAAAAGCAGACAGAGGAGAAAAGGGAGCCUUAUUUGAAAGCUGAAAGAAAAUGGGGGUUCCAAUCUGUGGCUUACUAAAGAGAAUCAGCAAGAUGCCUGAAGGUCUGCCACGGAGACAAGCUUCAGAUGGGACACUGCAUAGGGCCUAUAUGGAGAUGGGACACUACACAGGGCCUGUAUGGAGACAGGCUUCUCAUUGCUACUGUGAAUUGAAUGUACUCCAAUGUUAUUCAUUUUGUCUGUGCAAUGUGCCACUGUUGAGCUGAUGCUUAUUAAUGGUGCUAGCAAAGCACACAAACAUACUUACCCACAUACACAUGCAUAUAUACUUUUUAAAAAAACAGACUUCAAAAAGGAAAUAAGAAAGAAACCCAAAUCUCUCUGCCCUCUUUUUGAAUGUAUAAUAUACUCUUAUGAUGUAUAAUAUACUAUUGUCAUAUUUGAUGUACUUACAACAUGGUUUGACAUCCAUUGGAAUUCCUUUUUGUUUAAAAGAAUAUUGAGCUUUAUAAAUAUUGUCUAGAGUUGUAAGCAGAGGGAUUGUAAUGGACUCUUGACAUGAAGAGUUGAUGAAAUCUUGUAUAUUUUUCAGUGUGCCAAUUUGUAACAUAUUUUGUAAGUGUAUAUUUUUCUUAGAAAGUGCUGUGAAGUAUUUGAGUGUAUGUCUGGGUACCCCUUUUUGUGCCUUUGUAGGCAGUAAAAAGGACAUAUAAUUACAAGAUUCUGGUUUUAAAAACCAAAAAUACAAAUGGCAAAAAAUUAGGGGAAAACAAAUAUGAAAAACUUUUUCACAAACCAAUUCUGUUGUAAGAGUGUAGUGCUAUUGUGUAAAAACAACCAAGCAAACUAAAAACAUGAGAAUAAUAACACACAUUUGUGUACUCUUUGCUGUUUUAUAGAUUUUCAUGUAAAUUAUUCUGGUAUUAUUUUGUUUUUGUUGUAACUGUUGCAAAGGUUUUAAAUAUUUGUGAUCAAGCCUGUAUGGUGAUAAUGUAAUAUUGGUAACUUGCUGAGUUUUGUAAUAAUGUUUAUGGAAUAAAUAUAAAAAUAAAAAUGAGCUUUUCAUUGCUGCUUUCA